AUGAAGCCUUUUCUGGCCCUACUGGGGCUCCUCCUGUUUCUUUCCUUUAUGAAGACUCGUGCUGAUGAUUGGUCAGCCAUUCGUCUGCAAUGUGCCAAUCACUGGUUCUAUCUCAGGAUCAAGGCUACGCUAUUUCCCAACAUUUUUAUGGAACCUGAUGAAGUGUUUUUAGGAUUUGGCUGCCCUGUGACCACUGUCUGGCCAAAUGAUAUCUAUGAAUUUACCUACCGUACUAACUCCUGCGGCAUUGUCAAUAAAGUUCUUUGUGGUGUCACUCUGCUGCAGACGCAACUUACAUACAUCUCAAAAAAUGCUUCUCUACGAGCUAAGAUGAGUUUGUCCUGUGUUCUGCACAGUGUUUCAACAUCAAGCGAAGGCCACCAGGUCUCCAAUGAGCCUCAGGCCUCUGAAACAAGCAGCUCUGAGGCUGCUGAAGUACCUAGCUUCAUGGAUCAAAACUUCUCAGUGUUCCAUUUCUCCAGAAUGCAGGUGGUCUGGUGA
Molecule: messenger RNA, 501 nt
Organism: Mus pahari (shrew mouse)
Lineage: Eukaryota; Metazoa; Chordata; Mammalia; Rodentia; Muridae
Product: oocyte-secreted protein 1-like
Exons: 4
Coding region: 1-501 (166 amino acids)
Source: RefSeq, a predicted model, not a curated record